UCCGGUCAGCCCCGCUCCGGGGAGGGCUGCGGUAUAAAGGCCGGGAUCGGCCCGCAGUCCCGUUCUCCAUGUCGCGCUUCCUUCGCGGUACGCGGCCUCUCUGUUCCCUCAGGCGGAGUUGCCUUCGUUCUUCGGUCCGACAAGCGGAGAUAUCAGAAAAAAUAGCCUCAAGAUGAACUUCUUCCUGGAGCUGCUCAAAGUCAUUGGACUUUCAACAUAUUACAUGCUGGAAUCACUGGUGUUUUUGUUUGUGCCUAAACGUAAGAAGAAUGUGAGUGGCGAAAUAGUAUUAAUAACAGGAGCAGGAAGUGGAAUUGGAAGACUCUUAUCCUUAAAGUUUGCCAAACUUGGAGCCACACUGGUUCUUUGGGACAUUAAUCAAGACGGACUCCAGGAGACGUGCAGAUUGGCUGAAGAAAAUGGAGCAGUAAGAAUUCAUUCUUACAUCUGUGACUGCAGCAAAAGGCAGGAAGUCUACAGAGUAGCAGAUCAGGUUAAGAAAGAAGUUGGUGAUGUCAGCAUCCUAGUCAACAAUGCUGGCAUUGUCACUGGAAGGAGCUUUAUUGAAUCGCCAGAUUCACUUGUGGAAAAAACUAUGGAAGUGAACACAAUGGCACACUUUUGGACUUAUAAAGCCUUCCUUCCAGCAAUGAUAGCCUCUAACCACGGACACUUGGUUAGCAUUGCAAGCACAGCAGGACUGAUUGGAGUCAACCGUCUUGCAGAUUACUGUGCAAGUAAGUUUGCGGCCGUCGGUUUUGCAGAGUCCAUUAGUUACGAGAUGAAAGUUCUGGGAAAGACUGGUGUUAAAACCACAACUGUGUGUCCUUACUUCAUAAACACAGGGAUGUUCGAUGGCUGCAGUACCAAGUGGCCGUUUCUGCUCCCCAUUUUAGACCCAGACUAUGUGGCUGAAAAGAUAAUGACUGCUAUUCGACGAGACCAAGAAAUUUUGGUACUACCACGCAAUUUGUAUUUCUUCUUUGCUUUGAAAUAUAUCCUACCAGUGAAAGUAGGCGUUCUCCUUGCGGACUUUGCUGGAGCCCUCCAUUUCAUGGAUAGCUUCAAAGGCCGCACGAAGAAGGACUGAAAAUUGCACAAAACUCAGCAACUGAAAAGCAGACUUUGUUAAAGGUAGUGGUGGGAAAGGUCUGCUUCUCUAGCAGCUGUGAACUUAAGGUGCCUCACUUCUACUUAAUAACAUUUCUAAGGAAAUUGAUUUUAAUUAGCUCUUAAUCAACAGCUUUCACGUGAGCUUUUUUUAUCCAAUGCACUGAUUUCUUUUUCCCUCAUUAUGGAAGUAGGAAAAUUGAAAUGCAUUCCUUUGGUAAUAUCUGUUAUAAUGCCUUAAAUAUCAUUCUGCUUCACAAACCAAUAAUUAGCAGUUUGAGGGGAGAUAAUCUCAGGACUCACAGGUGUGUCUAUGGAUGUCAUGGGGAACAAAAGAAUGUAAAUGACAUUUGUGCUGCUAAUUGACUUCUUGUCUAAUUUAUUUUAAAAGCUAAUACUAUGCCUGCAACUUUGCAAUGAAAUCUUUAUAUCUUAUGAGUGCAAUAUUUUAGGAACAAUUUUAACUUUUCAUCUCCUAUGUAGAGCUUGUAGCUACAAAGCAUAAUACUACCAGUAGAGAUGGGAUGUCAAACAUCUUGCCAAGCAAGACAACAGAAAUACCUUUGCUACUAAAACCAAAGGUAAUACAUGGUGUAAUUAGGGCUUCUCCUGGGACUGUUUCAGAAAGGAAUGAUGCUGUGUGAAUAGUGAAUAGGUUCACUAGAACUACAGCUUGAGUAACAGCAGAAUGUUUUGCUCCUGAAUUGGGAAGCAGGCUGUCUUCUAUCUACAGAGACUUGUUUUAUUUGCCUUUUCUCUUAGGACUAUUCUCAGGUAUGCUGUGGAGGAGGCCUUGUCCUUUUUGACAAUGACCACUUAGAGGCUCCCUCCAACCUGACUUUCAUUAAACCCUCACAAAAAAAAAAAAGGAAGAUUAUAUAUUAUGCUAUUUAUAUAUAUGCUGGUUAAACCAAUCUCAUAUCACAGUAUUUCACUGGCAAUUGGCAAUGCCUACAAACUAAGACUAUAUAUGCUUUAGCAUGAAAUUAACUGCAGACAGCAUGGAGAAAAGGGUGAUUGGGGGUUGGACUCAAUGAUCUCUAAAGGUUCCUUCCAACCUCUACAAUUCUGUGAUUUAAAAUCUGUAAUUUUUUUUAAAAAAAAGAGUUGUUUUUUCCCAUGAUGGCCUAGAAACUAUUGUCAUUUUCCCUGCUUAUACAAUUAAUGAUGUUUUCACUGAUUGAGAAGAGUUUAAGUUGAACUAUUUUGCUAAUGAUGAGCAAGAAACAAGAAUGUUAGAAGUAGCUUUACAGUUAUGAUGGAUAACUGAGAGGUAGAAUUCAGACUGAUGAAGAAAAAAAUUUGUUUCUACUGUUCUCUCAGAUCUUCUUUCAGAAACUCUGCUCAGUUUGCAGCUCAAUUCAGGAAGUUGAAGUUAUCAGAAAAUAUAUACCUGUAAAUUCUGUGAUGCGUACCUGUAAAUGCUGUGAUAGCUCUGCUUGCUAGUAAUAAAGUCAAUCACCAAUA
Molecule: messenger RNA, 2577 nt
Organism: Lagopus leucura (white-tailed ptarmigan)
Lineage: Eukaryota; Metazoa; Chordata; Aves; Galliformes; Phasianidae
Product: epidermal retinol dehydrogenase 2-like
Exons: 7
Coding region: 173-1090 (305 amino acids)
Cellular component (GO): lipid droplet
Molecular function (GO): oxidoreductase activity, acting on the CH-OH group of donors, NAD or NADP as acceptor
Source: RefSeq, a predicted model, not a curated record